AUGUCGGACAAUUAUGUCCUUGUGGACCCAUUGUCCGCAAAACCAAUUGAUUGCUGGAAGAAAUAUUUGAAGCAGGGAAGAGUAUGUGAACCAUUGAAACCGAUGAGACUCGAUACACCAAUUUUCGAAAAUAAAGUUCGAUUUGUUUGCAUCUCAGACACCCAUGAGAAACUGCAUGAGAUUCUACCGUAUAUUCCUGAUGGCGACGUUCUCAUUCAUUCUGGCGACUUCACAAAUUGUGGAGACAUCGGAGAGGUGAUUAAGUUUAAUGCGGAAAUUGGAACUCUACCACACAAACACAAAAUUGUAAUUGCUGGAAACCACGAGCUCGGAUUUGAAGAUGGAGAAGAGAUGAGCGAACGUCAAUUGGCUGGUCUUAACAUGCUCGGAAUCAACAAAGCUUACGAACUUCUCUCGAAUUGUACAUACCUUUGCGAUAAAUCAUACGAAGCCUAUGGUAUAAAAAUAUACGGCGCUCCGUGGCAUUCAAUGCCAGGAUAUUCAUUCUAUCGUCCCAGAGGACAGAAAAUUCUACACAAAUGGAAUCAGAUUCCGGCUAAAGUUGACGUUCUUAUGACUCACACUCCACCACUGGGACAUGGAGACUUCAACGCAUGGGACAAAAUGGAUGGUAUUCUUUGUGGAUGUGCAGAACUUUUGAAUACAGUGGAACAACGAGUGAAGCCAAAAUAUCACGUUUUCGGACAUGUUCAUCAGAAGCAUGGUGUGACCACAAACGGAGAGACAACAUUCAUCAACGCAGCAUUGUGUGACCACAAACUACGAAGUGCAUAUGAUCCAAUCAUUUUUGAUAUCCCAUUGCCUCCAGGAAAAACCAAACAAUAA
Molecule: messenger RNA, 846 nt
Organism: Caenorhabditis briggsae
Lineage: Eukaryota; Metazoa; Nematoda; Chromadorea; Rhabditida; Rhabditidae
Exons: 4
Coding region: 1-846 (281 amino acids)
Molecular function (GO): hydrolase activity
Source: RefSeq, a predicted model, not a curated record